This is a messenger RNA of Alligator sinensis (Chinese alligator), 1275 nucleotides long. It is a transcript of the gene COX15, whose product is annotated as cytochrome c oxidase assembly protein COX15 homolog. The record is from RefSeq and is a predicted model, not a curated record. Gene Ontology annotation, molecular function: oxidoreductase activity, acting on NAD(P)H, heme protein as acceptor. Gene Ontology annotation, biological process: heme A biosynthetic process. Gene Ontology annotation, cellular component: mitochondrial inner membrane. The transcript is spliced from 8 exons. NCBI's taxonomy places the organism in Eukaryota, Metazoa, Chordata, Crocodylia, Alligatoridae. The annotation marks the transcript as partial.
CUGCGAGUGCCGCGCUGCUCUGCCGUGUGCGGCGCCGCGCCUCAGCCGCGUGCUCUCCGCAGGCUGACGGAGUCGGGGCUCUCGAUGGUGGACUGGCACCUGGUGAAGGGCAUGAAGCCCCCGCGCUCGUCGCGCGACUGGGAGGCCGAGUUCCGCAAGUACCAGCAGUUCCCAGAGUUUAAAAUCCUGAAUCGCCACAUGACGCUGGCGGAGUUCAAGUUCAUCUGGUACAUGGAGUACUCCCACCGCAUGUGGGGGCGGGGUGUGGGCCUGCUCUACGUCCUGCCUGCCGCCUACUUCUGGAAGAAGGGCUGGCUCAGCCGCCCCAUGAAGGGCACUGUCCUCGCGCUCUGCGGCCUCGUCUGCUUCCAGGGACUGCUAGGCUGGUACAUGGUGAAGAGUUUGGAAGAGAAGCCGGAGUCUCACGACAUCCCCCGGGUCAGCCAGUACCGUCUAGCUGCUCACCUGGGCUCUGCACUCGUUCUGUACGCAGCCAGCCUGUGGAGUGGGCUCUCCCUGCUGCUCUCGCGACACGAGUUACCUGAAACCCGUCAGUUGCUCCGCCUGAGACAUUUUGCUCACGGGACCACAGGCCUCAUCUUCCUCACCGCUCUCUCAGGUGCCUUUGUGGCAGGCCUGGAUGCUGGCCUGGUUUACAACUCCUUCCCCAAAAUGGGGGACCGCUGGAUCCCAGACGAUCUCCUCUCUUUCUCCCCCAUGCUGAAGAACGUCUUUGAGAAUCCCACAACUGUCCAGUUUGAUCACAGGAUACUGGUGAGUGCUUCGGUCACUGCCAUCACCGCCCUCUACCUCUUCUCUCGGAGGGUCGUCCUCCCACGUAGGACCAAGAUGGCGGUGGCCUCCUUACUGGCUGUGGCCUACAUGCAGGUGGGCCUGGGCAUCAGCACCCUGCUGCUGUACGUCCCCACGCCUCUGGCUGCUACACACCAGUCGGGCUCGCUGGCACUGCUCAGCGUGGCGCUGUGGCUCAUGAGCGAACUCCGUCGUGUUCCAAAAUAGUCUGCGCUGGAGCAGCGGUUUCAGGCUCUGCAGAAUGCGGCUGUGCGCUCGGGGGCACCUUGCUGCUCUCCUGCCUGUGGGGGAGGCUCCGCCUGGCUGCGCGCUGGACAGGGAGGAGCGGCUGCCUCCAGGCCCAGGGGCUGUUGGCCCCGCUGUAAGGACGGGGUCCUGAACGCAGGCGCCCGGCACUUCUGCGCGUGCACUUUAUACCUACCAUAAAUGAAUCUAUCAAAGCACUCGUCUCUGGCUGCAGCG